This is a messenger RNA of Arctia plantaginis, 468 nucleotides long. NCBI's taxonomy places the organism in Eukaryota, Metazoa, Arthropoda, Insecta, Lepidoptera, Erebidae. The record is from the annotation of a GenBank genome assembly.
AUGAAUUAUAUGAAGAAUUGGGCUGUGUUUUAUGGGGCCACAGGUCCUCUGGAGCCGGGUACCGAUACCGACGAUAUUGCGCGGCACCGGAUAUCUUUUAGUCUGAAUAGAGAGACAUCGCCCGCAAUUAGAAACGAUGAAACGGCGGACCAGACCGCUCCCUCGCUCGACCCUCCCUGUUUCGCCCCAGCCUCGUCCGGUUAUUUGAUUAAUCUCAUUGCCCCCGACCCACAGAUAACUAAUCCGAAUAGUGAACUAAUAGACCCUGGGCCAUUAGACUUCAGCCCUCAUUCCAGUGAAUUGAACUUAAACUUUGAAGAUCUUGCAAUACCCUCCGUAGAGGUUGAAGAAAUCCCUAACCAAGCUACAGGAACUGAAACACAAACACCAAAUAUUCCUUCCACGAUUAGUCCUGACAAUAACCUCAUGGAACCUAGAGAAAAUUCUGAUACUCUGAUACUCCUCUAA